This is a messenger RNA of Leguminivora glycinivorella, 1162 nucleotides long. RefSeq names its product L-xylulose reductase-like. Lineage: Eukaryota; Metazoa; Arthropoda; Insecta; Lepidoptera; Tortricidae. Gene Ontology annotation, molecular function: oxidoreductase activity. The transcript has a single exon. Bases 137 to 571 code for a protein of 144 amino acids. The record is from RefSeq and is a predicted model, not a curated record.
AUGAAAUAGAAGCUGGCACUGUCGUAUCAAAAACGGUCGACCACUUUGGAAAAUUAAACGUCCUCAUCAAUAAUGCUGGAAGAGCCGUAGAGGGUUCGAUCUUGAACGGUAAAGCAUUGAAGCGUACGAUGAAUUAAUGAAAAUAAACGUUCGAGCGGCGAUCCAGUUGACUACCUUGGCUGCCCCGUUCCUCGCUAAGACUAAAGGGAACGUUGUCAAUGUUUCAAGUAUAGCAUCAACACUCGCAAGCAAAUCGCCCACAGGCCUACCGUAUUGCGUAUCAAAGGCAGCGUUAGACCAUUUUACUCGGUGUGCAGCAUUAGAACUAGCGUCUAUUGAAGUCAGAGUAAACAGCGUAAAUCCUGGACCGAUCGACAACGAAUUUGCUACCAACAACAAUCAAGGAGAUUCCAGGGUUAUAACUCAGGAAUGUGCGAAACUCUCUCCCCUCGGGUUUCUAGCCACGAGCGAGGAGAUUGCAGACGUGAUCGUGUUACUAGCUAGCGAGAAUGCUAAAAGCAUUACUGGUUCCAUUUAUGUAGUUGACAACGGGUUCUUUUUGAAAGGGUAAUUAGAGAUUUUUUUUGCGGUACUAAAGUCAACAGAUAUUUAUUAUUUUCUUCUAACCUUUUUCAACAUAGAGCAAGUCAAUUUUGCUUGAGAAAUCCGAGAUGGGUUGUACGAAAAGUGACCUUAAACGUUUGGCCGACUAACUGGCUCAAAAUCAUAAUAAAUUUGUUAGCAUUUUUGUAAUAUUUUAACGGUCAGAUAUAAACAAACCUUAACUCCGAACUUUUCUGUUUGACAUUGGAGCUGAAAUUUCAUAAAUAUUAAAUGAGAACCCCAAUUGGGUCUGAUAAUGGAUUCAGGCGACUUUUGAGAUGAAUGUUGUUUGUUUUAUUGGUAAUAUAAAUAAUAAGAUGAUUGCAAAUCACAUCCAGACACUAUAGCUUUUGGAAAAUGGAUUUUUUUUUAUUUAUUUAGGUAAUUACAAACAAAAAUCUCUAAGUAAUUUACACAGAUAUGCGAGGAUGCACCGGCAAAGCGCAUGAAAAGCGUUCAAAGUGUAAAUCAAAUAUGGGUUUUUGUCGCCAUCAAAGCAGACAAUUACAAAACCCCAAUAUCUAUGUAUUGUUUUUUGUAAGAGUAUCAGAUUCAUACU